This is a messenger RNA of Amphibalanus amphitrite, 8146 nucleotides long. Its product is annotated as eIF-2-alpha kinase activator GCN1-like. Gene Ontology annotation, molecular function: protein kinase regulator activity; protein binding. NCBI's taxonomy places the organism in Eukaryota, Metazoa, Arthropoda, Thecostraca, Balanomorpha, Balanidae. The transcript is spliced from 44 exons. Bases 168 to 8084 code for a protein of 2638 amino acids. Gene Ontology annotation, cellular component: cytosol. Gene Ontology annotation, biological process: cellular response to amino acid starvation; regulation of translation. The record is from RefSeq and is a predicted model, not a curated record.
ACACAUGCGUAGCCGGUUAACCCUCUGUGUACCUCCUUUUGCAUUAGAAUUUUGCCGGCUGGACACAUCCGGUGCUAGGAUUUUAUCUAUUGGCAGUUUCAAGCUCGACUUUUGAAGGUUAAAAAUGAGGUUAUAGCCCAACUGUUCCAGCAGAUCAAAGGAGACAAAUGGAGGAAAUAAAAGCAUUGCUGAAAGAAAUCCCUGGAAGAAUAGGGUCUGCAAGUUUAAAGGAGCGAAAGCAUGUGUUUGAACAAUUGGAAAAGGCAAUCAAGACAGCAGAACUGCCCGAGCCGGCAGUGCGUGGUAUCUGCAAGCUGCUGGGCUCCACGCUGCACCGCUACCACGACCACAAGUCGCGCGCGCUGGUGGCCGGCGCCGUGCGCCAGCUGGCCACCACCCACGGCGCCGCCGCCGGCAAACACCUGCCGCCGGUGCUGGCCGAGCUGGCGCGGCCCUGCAGCGUCGCACACGCCUCUAAGACGCUGGCGGGCACCCAUCUGGCGGCGUUCUCUUGGUGCUGCACCCUUCUGGAGCUGAGUUUCGCGGCGCCGACGGCCGAACAGCGGGAGGAGUUCGCGGCGCUCGCCGGCGCCCAGGCUCGUCUGCUGGCCAGUGUGGUGGCCUCCGAGAAAUCGGCUCUCGUCAGCAGGGCCCACCGCAUGUUUUGCCAGGCACUCCGAUCGGACGCCCAGAUAGCGAGCUACGUGGAGUUUCUGUCACGCUCGGAUGUGUCGCUGCCCGACCUGGUGCUGGGUGCCCAUCUCAGCCGCUGCCUGACCGAGAGGAAGCAAACCGAGAAGAUCGCCCAGGUCAAGAAGCCGCUGCUAGCCGGCCUGGUGCGUCUGGUGGUGGGUGGCAAGAGCCGCGCGCCGCCGGCCGCCCUGCUCUACUGCGGACACGCGCUGCGCCACGUCAGCCACGCCGAGUUCUCUGGCGAGCUACUGCCGGCGCUGGGGCGCGCGCUGCUGCGCAGUCCCGAGCUGGCCGUCGGUCACACGGCCUCCAUACUGGCCGGCCUCUCGAUCGACCUCAGCCAGUACGCCGAGGAGCUGGCCAAGCCGCUCUCCACUCAGGCGCAUAGCAAGGAUGAGCGGACGCGCGAUGAGGCGGUGGGCGCGCUGGAGGCGCUGGCCGCCCGCUGCAGCGACGCCUCGGCCGUCGAGAAGCUGCUGGCUCGCCUGGUGGCCGUGCUGGACGGAGCCGACGGAAAACUGACCGUGGCCGACCAGAAGAUAGCGGUUCUCAAGGCGGUCGGCGGCGUGUCUCAGUGUUGUGUGGCCGGCAGCAGCACCCAGAGCCUGGUGUCCUCGGCUGCCGCCGCGCUGCUCAGGGUGUUUGAGCAGGAGGCUCACGAGGGCACCGUGGUGAUGGCGCUCGCCCAGCUGCGGCGGUGGUGUGCCAAAAUCACCGGACAGCCGCCGCAGCAGCUGGCCGACUGGUUCCAGACGUGUCUGGGUCAAAAGUCGGCCACCUCGGCCGUGCGCCUGGGCCAGCUACUCUGUAUGGAGACGACGUACCGUGGCGCCGCCCUGCCGGGCUUGCAGGGGCUGGCCGAGCCGCUCAACAAGACCGUGGAGCGCGCCGCUGCCAAUAGCACGCAGCUGCCCAUGGUGUCUGAGGGCGUGGUGGCCGCCCUGUUGCUCUCCCGCAUGACGGACGCCGACCCUUCCGUCAACCUCGACAGCGUCUUCAACCUGGUGCUAGACGAGAAGCGUACACUCUUCAACGAGAAGUUCAUCAACUCCGCCAGCGACGACGCCGUGGUGUGUCUCUGUCAGCUCUGUGAGCGGCUGCUGCUGACGCACGCCGAGCGACUGGGCCGGGCGCCCGGUGCGGACGGCCCGGUGGCCCGCGGUCUGGUGCUGGCGCUCUGCAGGCCGACGGCGGCCUCCGUGCGCUCGGCGGCGGCCGGCUCGGCGCGCCGUCUGUCGGCCGCUCUGGGCGGCGCCCAGCUGUCGGCGCUGCUGCUGGACCAGUGUCAGGACUACAUCAGCGCGGCCAACGUGCAGCGGUCGUCGGCGGACCGCGAGCCGACCGACCUGACCUCCGACCUGGUGGCCUACUGCCUGGCGUCUGUGUGCUCCGACAAGGCCGUGCAGCCGGCAGAGGCCGAGAUGUUGGCGCUGCGACUGCUCCAGCCGGCCCACCACCCCGCACUCGCGGCCGACCACCCGGACCUGUGGUGUCGGAUCGUCACCAAGAUGGGCCUGGAGCCGGCCGAGUUCAUCCGUCACCGUCAGACCAAUCUAGUCAAACUGUUCACCGACGACUAUCAACCCACGCCGACGUGGGAGGCGGCGUUCUCGACGCUGACGACGCUGGCCGGCGACGUGCUGCUGCCGGACGUAUCGCAGUUCGUGCUGAGCCGACUGCGCGACGAGCGCCUGAUGGCCGUCACACUGGAGGAGUUCAACAUCUAUCGCACGCCCGAGGGGACGCUGUACGACACCAGCGUCAAAGACAGCGCCAAGGAGGUGCAGUCAGGUAACAUUGCGCGUGAGAGCAAGCUGUACUCGUACAAGGAGCAGAUGGAGGAGAUUGCGCUUCGUAAGGAGUUGGAGGCGAAACGGGCUCGCGAGGGCCGCGCAGGGCCCGAGAAGCUGACGCCCAAGCAGAAGGAGGCGGUGGCCCAACAGCUAGAGAAGGAGAGCAAGAUCCGGAGCCGUGUUGCAGAGGUGGACAGCCAGUUCAGCGUGGCCGCCUCCCUGCUGCGAGGGGCGGUUGGCGGCGACCCGGCGGCCCUGCAGCAGCAAUACACAGAGCUGGUGCCGGCGCUGCUGGCCUCCCUGCAGUCAGCUCUGGCGGCGCCGGUCACCAGCCAGCUCUGGCUGCGGCUCGUCCGACUGGCCUUCGCCAAGGAGGACCACGUACUCGCUGAGACGGUGGCGCGCGUGACGCUGCGCCUGUGCGCGCCGCAGUGCGCCACGGACGCCGGCUGGGAGGCCGAGCGGCCGGCGUCGGCCGUCUACCGGCGGGUGGUGCUGGCGCUGUACGACCGCUGCUCGGCCGGGGACGGCUCGCCGCUCAGCGCGCCCGCCUUCAUCGUCUGCUUCCCGCUGCUGCGCCAUGUGCUGGAGACGGACACCGAGAACGAGGACGUGAUGAUCAAGGGACUCAAGCUGGUGGAGAUGCACGCCCAGCUGCGUGGCGAUGGUGACCUGCUGGACCCGUCCCUGCUGCCGCGAGAGGCGCUCGACAGGCUUGUCCUGCGCAUCAUCGGCACGGCGUCGGGCCGCGUGCAGCAGAAGGCGUGCGGCGCCCUGCUGGAGCUGGCAGCGGCCGCCGCCGGCGAGGAGGGCUGCGCGGUGGCCGGCAGAGCCGAGGUGCAGGUGCUGCUGGACGCUCUGCGCAGUCCGGUCGACUCGGUCCGGGAUGCCGCGCUCCGGAGCCUGGACGUUCUGGCGGACGUACUCGACUGUCUGGAGGGCUCCGACCUGUCCGCAGUGCUCGCCGAGCGGGUCUUCCUCGCACGAUUCGACGUCUCCGAGGAGAUCAAGUCGGCCGGUGAUCUGCUGUGGGAGCGCCUCUCGCUCUCCGAGGGCCCCUGGAUGAUCGCUCCGCUGCUGGAGGACGUGGUGUACCCGGAGGAGUGCGUUCAGCGGGCGGCGGCCAGCGCGCUGGCCAGUCUGGUGGACGGACACAGAGACCAGACCGCGCCCGUGCUGGACCGGCUGCUGGCGCUGUACGAGGACAAACUGCAGAUGACUCCGCCUGUACUGGACCAAUUCGGCCGGGUGGUGGAGGAGUCUUUGGAUAUCUGGCAGCCCCGCGUCGGUGUGGCGCUCGCCCUCAAAGCCAUUGGACCGUUCUGCACUGACGACCUCAUCGCAAAGAUCAUGUCGUUUUUCGUACCGACCGGCCUGGGUGACCGCGCGGCCGACGUCCGAAACGGAAUGCUCUCGGCGGCUCUCACCUGCGUCGAGGCUAACGGGAAGGAGGCGGCCACCAGUCUGCUGCCCGUGUUUGACGAGUUCCUGGACUCGGCGCCGGCCACGCAGAACUACGACUCUGUCCGCCAGUCGGUCGUCAUCCUGAUGGGAUCGCUGGCCAAACAUCUCAGCAAGACGGACCCCAAGGUGAAGCCGAUCGUCACCAAGCUGAUCCAGGCGCUGGACACGCCCUCCGAACAGGUACAAACCUCCGUGGCGUCCUGUCUGCCGGCGCUGGUGCCCGCCAUCAAGGAGGACGCUCCGGCCAUGGUCCGUCAGAUGCUCGGCCGUCUGCUCGAGUCGGAUAAGUUCUCCCAGCGGCGCGGCGCCGCGUACGGUAUCGCCGGCCUUGUCAAGGGCCUGGGCAUCCUGGCGCUCAAACAGCUGGAGAUCAUGACGGUGCUCAUCAACGCCAUUCAGGACAAGAAGGACUGCAAGAAGCGAGAGGGUGCGCUGUUUGCCUUCACCAUGCUGUGCAACAUGCUGGGCCGCCUGUUCGAGCCGUAUAUCGUACACGUGCUGCCGCACCUGCUGCUCUGCUACGGCGACUCCAACUCGUACGUGCGUGAGGCCACUGACGAGACGGCGCGUGCCGUCAUGUCCAACCUGUCUGCGCACGGAGUGAAGCUGGUGCUGCCCUCGCUGCUGGCCGCCCUGGAGGAGGACUCGUGGAGGACCAAGGCCGGCUCCGUGGAGCUGCUGGGCUCGAUGGCGUUCUGCGCGCCCAAGCAGCUCUCGUCCUGUCUGCCGAGCAUCGUGCCACAGCUGAUCGAGGUGCUGGGAGACUCCCACCAGCGGGUGCAGCGGGCUGGCGCACAGGCACUCAAACAGAUCGGCUCCGUCAUCAGGAACCCCGAGAUCCAGGCGAUCGUUCCGACGCUGCUGUCGGCGCUGCAGGACCCGGCCAACCGCACCUCGCUGGCGCUGACCAUCCUCAUCGACACCAAGUUCGUGCACGUCAUUGACGCGCCGUCGCUGGCGCUCAUCAUGCCCGUGGUGCAGCGCGCCUUCCAGGACCGCUCCACCGAGGUGCGCAAGAUGGCUGCGCAGAUCAUUGGGAACAUGUACUCUCUGACAGACCAGAAGGACCUGGCGCCCUACCUGCCGGGCAUCAUCCCCGGCCUCAAGUCGUCGCUGCUCGACCCGGUGCCCGAGGUGCGCAGCAAGUCCGCUCGCGCGCUGGGCGCCAUGGUGCGCGGUAUCGGCGAGUCGUCGUUCGAGGACCUGCUGCCGUGGCUGAUGCAGACGCUGACCUCCGAGCAGAGCUCUGUGGACCGCUCGGGCGCCGCGCAGGGUCUCAGCGAGGUGGUCGGAGGACUGGGCGUCCAGAAACUGCACAAACUCAUGCCGGACAUCAUCGCCACGGCCUCUCGGACGGACAUCGCGCCGCACGUCAAGGACGGCUACAUUAUGAUGUUCAUCUACAUGCCAAUGGUGUUCCAGGAGGAGUUUACCCCCUACAUCGGACAGAUCAUCCCGGCCAUCCUCAAGGCGCUGUCCGACGAGACCGAGUUUGUGCGCGACACGGCGCUGAAGGCCGGCCAGCGGAUCGUGCACACGUACGCCGCCUCGGCCAUCCAGCUACUGCUGCCCGAGCUCGAGACGGGCAUGUUCGACGACAACUGGCGCAUUCGACACAGCUCCAUCAAACUGCUGGGAGACCUGCUGUACCAGAUCUCCGGCGUCUCGGGUAAGAUGAGCACGGAGACUGCCGGCGACGACGACAACUUCGGCACGGAGCAGAGCCAGCAGAGUAUCAUCAAGAUCCUGGGCCCGGAGCGUCGGAACCGCGUGCUCUCCGGACUGUACAUGGGCCGCUCGGACGUUGCGCUGAUGGUGCGCCAGAACUCGCUGCACGUGUGGAAGAUCGUGGUGCCCAACACGCCGCGCACGCUGCGCGAGAUCCUGCCGACGCUGUUCACCCUGCUGCUCGGCCACCUGGCCAGCACCAGCCACGACAAGCGGCAGGUGGCGGCCCGCACGCUCGGCGACCUGGUGCGGAAGCUGGGUGAGCGCGUGCUGCCGGAGAUCAUCCCUAUCCUGGAGCGCGGCCUGGAGUCUGAGGAGGCCGACCAGCGCCAGGGCGUCUGUAUCGGACUUAGCGAGAUCAUGUCCUCCACUAGCAAGGAUAUGGUGCUGGCCUUCGUGGACAGCCUGGUGCCCACAGUGCGGAAGGCUCUGUCGGACCCUCUGCCGGAGGUGCGCGCCGCCGCCGCACAGACGUUCGACUCGCUGCACAACACGGUGGGCACGCGCGCCCUGGACGAGAUCCUGCCGCCGCUGAUGGAGCAGCUCAGCCAGCCCGACCAGGCGGAGUACGUGCUGGACGGCCUGCGUCAGGUGAUGACCAUCAAGUCGCGGGUCGUCCUGCCGUACCUAGUGCCGCAGCUCGUAGCGCCGCCCGUCAACACCAAGGCGCUCAGCAUCCUGGCCUCGGUGGCCGGCGACGCGCUGACACGCCACCUCAACCGCAUCCUACCGGCGCUUAUGUCGGCCAUGGGCGACGCCGAGCCGGGCGAGGCGGCUGCCGAGCAGGCCGGCUACUGCCAGUCGGUGAUCCUCUCCGUCACAGAGCCGGCCGGCGUGCGUGUCGUUAUCGACGAGCUGCUGGAGGCGACGCGCGCCGGUUCGACGCCGCGCCGGCGCGCCGCCGCCGCGCUGCUGGCCUCGUUCUGCGGCCAGACGCGCGCAGAGUACGAGCAGCACGUGUCACAGCUGCUGCGCGGACUGACGCACCUCUUCAUCGACGAGGACGACAAGCUGCUCCAGUCUGCCUGGGAGGGUCUGAGCGCCGUCAUCAAGCGACUGGAGUUGGACGACGAGCACAGCUACUACAUCCCGGACGUGCGGCAGGCGGUCCGCUUCGCCGCCAGCGACCUCAAGGGACGCGACCUCAUGCCCGGAUUCUGUCUGGCCAAGGGCAUCACGCCGAUCCUGCCGAUAUUCCGCGAGGCGGUGCUGAACGGCGCUCCGGAGCUGAAGGAGUCCGCGGCGCUCGGACUGGCCGAGAUCAUCCGCCUGACGUCGGCGGCGGCGCUGCGCACCAGUGUGGUGCACAUCACCGGGCCGCUGAUCCGCAUCCUGGGCGACCGGUUCGCCUGGAACGUCAAGGUGGCCGUGCUCGAGUGUCUGGCGCUGCUGCUGGAGAAGGUGGGCCUGAUGCUGAAGCCGUUCCUGCCGCAGCUGCAGACCACCUUCCUGAAGGCGCUCAGCGACCCGCACAAGCAGGUGCGCCUGCGCGCCGCCACGGCGCUCGGUCGGCUCAUACCGAUCCACACGCGAGUGGACCCGCUGUUCACUGAGCUGCACACCAGCAUCCGCACCGCAGAGGACACCGGCGUCAGGGACACCACACUGCAGGCGCUGCGGAACCUGGUCGGCCCGGCCGGAGACAAGAUGAGUGACGCGGUGCGCUCGCCGGUGCUGACCACCCUGCUGGAGCUGCUGUCGCACCCCGAGGAGAGCACGCGGCUGGCGGCGGCCGGCUGCCUGGGCACCCUGUGCCGCUGGCUGCCUGCCGAUGAGCUGCAUGUCGCCUACCGGGACACAAUGCUAGAUGACGACGCGAUGCUGGACUGGACGGUGCGCCACGGCCGGAGCGCGGCGCUGUACGUGGCUCUGAAGAGCGCGCCCGAUCAGGUGCUCACAGAGGACUGGGAGAAAAAGACGGCCAGGGUGAUCGUCAACUACAUGCAGUCUGACCGUCCGCCGCUGGUGAUGAACGGUUUGCGGGCGGCCGGCUACAUGCUGCGCCACCAGCUGGCCGCAGGACGGGCCGCCGGCUCCCCGCUGGCCACGCCGCUCGUCAGGGCCAUCAACAACAACAGCAACGAGGUGAAGCAGUUGUCCGCACAGGUGGUGGAGCUACUGGCCGUCAGCCGCGAGCAGCCGCUGCCCGCAGAGCUGGCGCGACUCGUCAUCCCGAUGCUGGUUAACGGCACCAAGGAGAAGAACACGGUUGUGCGCACUUGCGCCGAGAGCGCGCUCGUGGCGGUGCUCAGGCUCAAGGAAGGCGAGGCGACGCAAGAGGAGAUGCUGGCGAUGCUCGACUCUGGCGCGCGCGACUCGCUUCAGGAAGUGAUCAGUAAGGUGUUGCGGAAGGACGUGACGGCCGUCCAGCAGAUUCGUGAUCUCGACGAGACGCUGAUCAGCUGAUAUCGCCGCGCCGCGUACCAAGUGAUUUAUAUUGAGAAUGAAAUACAGAGGGGGUUCUUUGG